AUGAAUGUUCUUGUACUGGAUGUUUUACAUGCCAAGUCAACAAAGCCGUUUGGUAGAGUGGAAAUUCAUGAUAUAGUGGAGAUAAAUGGCGCUAAUCCAAUUGAGAGGUAUGUUUUAAUCUUAGAUCAGUUAUCAGCCAGGAUAUAACAUCUUACCAUAUUACUGAAAUCUCGUCAUCUUCGACUUCAUGAUGCGAGGCUUAAUAAAAAGGCACCUUGCAUUAUACAGAUUGUAAUAUUGCCACUUCAGAAUGAGUGAAGUUAUUCAUUUUAUAGCAGAAACUAUCCUAAUUGAUGCACUUACUGUAGUUUAAAUAUUCGUAUAUUAAUUGAACAAAUGGCAACUUAUACUAUAAAUAUCCUUUACAGUAUACUAGGAUUCAAUGUCAACGAACUGAACAACAUGCAUGCACAGAGCUCGCUAGCCUGUGCAGUCUUGAUGUCCUCCUGUUCCUCUACCUUAUAGUAAAACUAAUAGGUUAGAUUCGUCUCAGAGUAUAUGUGUAUCCUCAACUAUUUAUUUAUUUCAGUUCAUUUCUUUAAUGUGCUAGUUACAAGUACAUAAGUUAAAUAUUGCAUGGACGGGCUACGUAUUAGUUUUAGCAUGCAGAUUUUGGACUGUGGGUAGUGGGCGGAUUUUUAAAAUCUCAAAUAGAGGUUUUAUACCUUUUUAAUAAUAUGAUCAGCGAUUUGGAUGCACUCUCUGAGAUCUCGCGAAUGACCAUUGUGCACAUUCACGUGAAGGAGCAAACACAUUCACGUGAAGGAGCAAACACAUUCACGUGAAGGAGCAAACACAUUCACGUGAAGGAGCAACCACAUUCACGUGAAGGAGCAAACACAUUCACGUGAAGGAGCAAACACAUUCACGUGAAGGAGCAAACACAUUCACGUGAAGGAGCAAGCACAUUCACGUGAAGGAGCAACCACAUUCACGUGAAGGAGCAAACACAUUCACGUGAAGGAGCAACCACAUUCACGUGAAGGAGCAAACACAUUAACGUGAAGGAGCAAACACAUUCAGGUGAAGGAGCAACCACAUUCACGUGAAGGAGCAAACACAUUCACGUGAAGGAGCAACCACAUUCACGUGAAGGAGCAAACACAUUAACGUGAAGGAGCAAACACAUUCAGGUGAAGGAGCACGAUUGGUUGGCACGAAAUUUGUAUUGGUUUAUCACGUGCUAAAUUUGACAAAUUUCAAUUUCUUUUUGAUAUUUUACAAUUGUUACCAUGACAAAAAAAUCUAGGCUACGUCACUGCCUUGUUUUAUCGUCGCACCUUGUCCGAGCUGAAUUUAGUUCAUGCAGGAAUUAUACAAUCUACAUAAACCUCACAGCAAAUACAGUCUUGGACAUAUUACUGUAUUAACUACAAAUUAUAGCUUUGCAUAUAGUUUGAAUAUUUGAUUUUAGCCUGUUUUGUUGCCAUGGUUUUCUUUUCCAUAAUAUUCACACUCUAUACUCUCACAUUCACUGUCUCAGUCUAUAUGAUAUACUAUUCUAUCAUACUAUCUAUGGUCUCUAUGAUAUACUAUCUAUGGUCUCUAUGAUAAGUAUACUAUUCUAUCAUAUACCAUCUAUGGUCUCUAUGAUAUACUAUUCUAUCAUAUACCAUCUAUGGUCUCUAUGAUAUACUAUCUAUCAUAUACUAUCUAUGGUCUCUAUGAUAUACUAUCUAUAUGGUCUCUAUGAUAUACUAUCUAUGGUCUCUAUGAUAUACUAAUCUAUGGUCUCUAUGAUAUACUAUCUAUGGUCUCUAUGAUGUACUAUUCUAUCAUAUACUAUCUAUGGUCUCUAUGAUAUACUAUUCUAUCAUAUACUAUCUAUGGUCUCUAUGCUAUACUAUCUAUGGUCUCUAUGAUAUACUAUUCUAUCAUAUACUAUCUAUGGUCUCUAUGGUAUACUAUCUAUGGUCUCUAUCAUAUACUAUUCUAUCAUAUACUAUCUAUGGUCUCUAUGGUAUACUAUCUAUGGUCUCUAUCAUAUACUAUUCUAUCAUAUACUAUCUAUGGGCUCUAUGAUAUACUAAUCUAUGGUCUCUAUGAUAUACUAAUCUUUGGUCUCUAUGAUAUACUAGUCUAUGGCCUCUAUGAUAUACAAACAUUUCUGUAUAUGGCGAUGUGGGUAAUUUGAAUGGAUGCAUUUUAUUCCAAUGCUUUAUCCCAUGUAGAUGGUAUCCAGUAACGUCUCGUUCUGUACAACCAGUGAUAUUUGCAGAUCUUCAUGUUGUUCUCAAGUAUGGGAAGUCUGUUGACGGUAGGUAUGGGAAGUCUCAGAUUGGAAAUUGUAGGGAUGGCGGUAUAGCGGUAAACCUCAGCAGUACACAUUGUAUAAAAUCAAUCAUGGUAUAUGAUUUGGCUGCCUAUUGUGUUAUGUUGACAACAGAGUUAUAAAAUGAACUUCAUAUAUGUAAACUGAAGUAAAAAACAAAUUCUGAAAAGACAAGACAUCUUGAGAAUACAAUAUAUGAUUCAAUACAAUAUAUGAUUCAAAACUGGUCACAAACACACACAUGGUUGUAACAGAAGAGUUUUUCAAUAUAAUUAUAGAAAGAUUUGUUUUCAAUAUAACGCGACCGCGCGUGUUGUAAACUUUACUUACGUACACAUUUAAAUUAGUUGAUUUUCCAUGUUUGCAUAUGUUCUUUGUAAUGUGUGUUGGUAUAAUACGAUAUUCAUAUAAUCAUAUUUUAUUUAGUUACUGAAUUACCGACAAUUGUUCCUGUUAUUGAUAGUGGUUUUAGACAUCCUAUUGGCAAUCAUCCAGAAAAACAAGAAGUAAGCAAAAUACCAGUGGUGUCAAGUAACGAAGUAAAUGUACUUCGUUACUGUACUUAAGUACAAUUUUUGAGAAGUCAGCAUGUAACAAAGUAAACUUUUUCUGCAGUACUUUUACUUUGAACGAAGUCGUUUUAAGAAGUAGCGUUUUACUUCGUUAUUUUCAUUUUGUGGCGAAGUAUUUCGUUACUUACUAACUUUUGUUUAAUUUUAAGUGAUAAUAUUUCUGAUUUAUUUUAAUAUUUGGAUUGGUAAUACGACCUCUACAUGCGUCUGGGAUCUCUCGUUUGUGGCUUACUUAGAAGCAUUAUUUAUGUAAUGGAUUUCUUACAUCUUCAAUGGGGUUUGGAAAGUAAACCAUGCCGUGUUUACUUAGAAGCAUUAUUUAUUUAAUGGAUUUCUUAUAUCUUCAACGGGGUCUGGAAAGUAAACCAUGCCGUGUUUACUUAGAAGCAUUAUUUAUUUAAUGGAUUUCUUACAUCUUCAACGGGGUCUGGAAAGUAAACCAUGCCGUGUUUACUUAGAAGCAUUAUUUAUUUAAUGGAUUUCUUACAUCUUCAAUGGGGUUUGGAAAGUAAACCAUGCCGUGAAAUAUUGUAUAUUCGGUGCACGCAUAUAAUGCGUGUGCUGUUUUGUGUCUUUUGUAUGUCAAUCCAUUGGAGAAGCCUCCCCCCACGCUACAGACAAUAGUACUUUUACUUUGUACUUCAAGUAUUUUUUAAGGAUACUUUGUACUUUUUACUUAAGUACGUUUUCCUUCCAGUACUUUUUACUCUUACUUAAGUCGUUUUAUUGUUAAUUACUUCUACUUUUACUCGAGUACAAAUUCAAAGUAAUUUAGGCGCCACUGCAAAGUACCCGUCACAAAAUUCUCUCUUAGUUGAUAUUUAUUUUUGAAAUUUCCGUAUGAUUGCUAGACAGUAAUAUUUGAAAUGGAGAAAUUUUAUUGCGAGAAAAACCUUCGCCGCUUAUUUUACGUUAAACAUUGUUGACUAUUCAAUAACAACAUUUAAAGUCUUUUUUACUAGGGGUGCACCGGAACUCGGUUCCGUCCGGUUAGUUCCGGCCGGAACCCCGAUUUUCCAGAGUUCCGGUUCCGGCCAGAACUAAUAAAAAUAGCAUGGCCGGAACCGGAACUCUGUCGUUUUCAGAGAGAUAGAAUAUCAAACGUUUUUGUGUCUAACAAAAGUUCACAGUAGGAAGAAAUUUGGACUACGCUAUGACGUUUAACGUUUGUCAAUCUUUUUAUUCUAACAUUUGCGAGCUCUACUUGAAGUGUCUGCCUGUCUGGCAGCGGACAAAGUAACAUAUGACUAUAUAUGGCUUGAUAACUCAUAAAACUUUUUUCCAGUUCCGGUCGGAUCCGGUUCCAGCCGGAACUUAAAAAAUUGGUUCCGGUGCACCCCUAUUUUUUACAGGUUGAUUGUUUCGCUAUUAUAAGCUGGUAAAAUGCCAGAAAAAUUGCUUCGUAUGAGAUUCAAAACAACUUUGUUAGAUUUAGAAACAUAAACACGUGAAUCUUUCGCAGCAAAAGGAAUUUUAGAGAACAUGUAAUGAAUUUAAAUUGACCUUUGCAUACGAACAUGGGUUUCUUUCUUGGGUAUCGAAGUCCUGGAACUGAAUGAAAUCAUACAUGUCCAACACAACACCGCAGUAAAACGUCCGCGGGUAUUUACUGCUGUCCAAAAGACUGGAAAUAGUAGUGAACGAAGCUCUAGCGAAAAGUUUAAAGAGAAUUACGAGGGUUUAAACUCAGUAUAACUUCGUCUUGACACAAGGAAAAAGCGGUGAAAUUCCCUACCUUAUAGCUUCAGCCGUUUCCGUACAAUAAACGUGUUUCUUUCCCCAUAUUUACUCCUAUUAUUUUGACACUUUUCCCACCAUUUCUGUAUACUCGCGCAUGCACUUUACGUUUGACCGCGGGUGUAGGCCGCCAACACUCCACCCAAAACGUUAUUUAAAAAGGUCACAUGCAGAUGCAAUAUGCAAAGGGUAAAGAAGUUGCUUAAAACUGUAGUUGAAUAUACGCUAUAGCUGCAAUUUAACUAGCAGGUGUAUGGCGAUCGGAACUUAUUGCAUUUAAUUAAGAGUUGGUAGCGUGUUUAACACGUCAUAUUUUUUCUCUUCUAGCCUGAGGACAUCAAAGACAAAACUAACGAAUCUGGCGAUAUGCAAAGGAAUGGAGGUACAAUAAACUAGAAAGUAGAUGUCUAGGAGCUCUGUUUUCGUUUGGAGAAACUAAAUGUCUGGUUAAAAAUAAAAAUGUAUUUUACACAGCAACCUCGCUUUUAUUUAUUCUAUAUACAAAACGUUUUGUCACUAAAUCCUUUUUUCACAUCCUCACUAAACCUCGUGCAUCCUCACAUUACUUCAUGCAUCCUCACACCACGUGAUGCAUCCUCACACCACCUCAUGUAUCCACACACCAUCACACACGGUCACACCACAUGCAUUCUCACACCACCUCAUGCAUCCUCACACCACCUGAUGCAUCCUCACACCACCUCAUCCUCACACCAUCACACACGGUCACACUACAUGCAUUCUCACACCACCUCGUGCAUCCUCACACCACCUCGUGUAUCCACACACCACCGCACACGGUCACACCACAUGCAUUCUCACACCACCUCGUGCAUCCUCACACCACCUCAUGUAUCCACACACCACCUCGUGUAUCCACACACCACCGCACACGGUCACACCACAUGCAUUCUCACACCACCUCAUGCAUCCUCACAUCACCUCGUGCAUUUUCACACCACCUCGCGUAUAUGCAUCCUCACACCACCUCGUGCAUUCUCACAUCACCUCAUGCAUCCUAACACCACCUCAUAUAUCCACACAACACCUCAUGCAUCCUAACACCACCUAUGUUGCACUUUUAAUGGAUGGGAUGUAUAUUGUACAUGAUUUUUUUUUCUCAAUUUUUCUAUUAUCAAAUUUUAAGAAACUUUCUACUAGAACUAUUUUGAGCUGCCGCACUUUUUAAUGUUCAAGAUGUGAACGAUGAUGAUGUGAUCAUUUCAUUGAUCAAAAGAGGAGAAACUCUGAGAAAUUCCAUCAUUGAGUCAACUGCUGGUCUUGAAGUCAAGGAAGAGAAUAGUGAUCUGAUGGAACAAGAAGAGGAAAGGUACAAUUAAUGUCGUACCUAGGUCUUUUUUCUUUCAUACUUUGGUGCCACGACCGUUGCACCAGAGCGUGAAAGAGUAAAGACCCUGGGUACGAGGUUGCAUUCCUUAACAAUAUUGCUGGUGAGUAUGAAAAUCUUUUCUUUUUAUUGUUGUUUUAGGUUGAGCAAGCAACAUACUGAAAAUAAAUUACUAGCCUAUUCUGCAUUACAUGUAUAUGCAUAAGUAGUUACAUUUUCUUCCCGUUAAAUAUCUAACAAACCUCAUUUUAAAUACCCUAAUGCAAAACGAUGUUGACGGGCACGAGAACUGAUGGUUUUGAUAUUAUUUUUAAUUUCCUAUAACAGUACAUGUACGACUCGCCAUAUUUUAAUCUGUAUGUUAUCGCUAAUACGAUCAAGUUGUGCAUUAACCGUUUACCUAUGCCAACAUGACUCUGAAUAAACAGAUCUGGUAUUUAAAUAGUCUUCUCGUGACGUCAAAAAUAAAAGUAAAAGAAUUGGCAGCAAGUAAGGAAAUAAAUCAGUUUGUAUGUUUUACCUACCUGAUCUGAUGUAUGUUUUCUAGGAGUGUUACUGGCAGUUUAUUCAAGGGAAUCCUUGAGUUCCAUGAAGAAGGAGAUACUACUUUAGCCAAACCAGACAUCAGUUUUGCCGCAUGCGAGGAUGAUAUUGAAUUAUUGUGUGAGUCUAGGAGUAGCAUUGGAAGCGAGUCUGAUGAUCCGAUACAUGAUGAAACGUUACUACAAGACUUGUUUUAUGCGAAUAAGGUUUGUUCACUUUUUUCUUCCUCUUAACCAGAGCAAGACACACCUGCCCAAGAUGACGAUAUACUGUCAUGAAACUGAUUGAUUGCAUCAUUGAUGAGCUGAUUGAUUGCAUUGUGCUCACAUCCAGACAAACGAUACAGGCUGGCGACUGCUAGCAGAUGUAUAUGAUACGAUUGCUACUGAAACGCCGGAACCCAGAAAGUCACUAUUUCCAGCUGCUGAUAUUAGGAAAUGCUGUAUUAUUUAACUACCAGCACAACAUCAGCAUCUGUCAACCUCAGCCUGCCUAGUCAAGUAUCAUUUUUUCCAAAUCUUGUAUCAUUGGUUUGUUUUAUGGUGUUCAUGUUGAGCAGAGUGUUCUAUAUUAAACCUUCCUCACUGACCUCACAUAUGGUAAACCUUCCUCACUGACCUCACAUAUCGUAAACUUUCCUCACUGACCUCACAUAUGAUAAACUUUCCUCACUGGCCUCACAUAUCGUAAACUUUCCUCACUGACCUCACAUAUCGUAAACUUUCCUCACUGACCUCACAUAUGAUAAACUUUCCUCACUGACCUCACAUAUGAUAAACUUUCCUCACUGACCUCACAUAUCGUAAACUUUCCUCACUGACCUCACAUAUCGUAAACUUUCCUCACUGACCUCACAUAUCGUAAACUUUCCUCACUGGCCUCACGUAUGGUAAACUUUCCUCACUGGCCUCACAUCGUAAACUUUCCUCACUGGCCUCACAUCGUAAACUUUCCUCACUGACCUCACAUAUGGUAAACUUUCCUCACUGACCUCACAUAUCGUAAACUUUCCUCACUGGCCUCACAUAUGGUAAACUUUCCUCACUGACCUCACAUAUGGUAAACUUUCCUCACUGACCUCACAUAUGGUAAACUUUCCUCACUGGCCUCACAUAUGGUAAACCUUCCUCACUGGCCUCACAUAUGGUAAACUUUCCUCACUGACCUCACAUAUGGUAAACUUUCCUCACUGACCUCACAUAUGGUAAACUUUCCUCACUGGCCUCACAUAUGGUAAACUUUCCUCACUGACCUCACAUCGUAAACUUUCCUCACUGGCCUCACAUAUGGUAAACUUUCCUCACUGACCUCACAUAUCGUAAACUUUCCUCACUGGCCUCACAUAUGGUAAACCUUCCUCACUGACCUCACAUAUGAUAAACUUUCCUCACUGACCUCACAUAUGGUAAACUUUCCUCACUGACCUUACAUAUCGUAAACUUUCCUCACUGGCCUCACAUAUGGUAAACCUUCCUCACUGGCCUCACAUCGUAAACUUUCCUCACUGGCCUCACAUAUCGUAAACUUUCCUCACUGACCUCACAUAUGAUAAACCUUCCUCACUGACCUCACAUAUGAUAAACUUUCCUCACUGACCUCACAUAUGAUAAACUUUCCUCACUGACCUCACAUCGUAAACUUUCCUCACUGGCCUCACAUAUCGUAAACUUUCCUCACUGACCUCACAUAUGAUAAACCUUCCUCACUGACCUCACAUAUGGUAAACUUUCCUCACUGACCUCGCAUAUGAUAAACUUUCCUCACUGACCUCACAUAUGAUAAACCUUCCUCACUGACCUCACAUAUGGUAAACUUUCCUCACUGACCUCACAUAUGGUAAACUUUCCUCACUGACCUCACAUAUGAUAAACCUUCCUCACUGGCCUCACAUAUGAUAAACCUUCCUCACUGACUUCACAUAUGAUAAACCUUCCUCACUGAUCUCACUUAUGGUAAACUUUCCUCACUGACCUCACAUAUGAUAAACCUUCCUCACUGGCCUCACAUAUGAUGAACCUUCCUCACUGGCCUCACAUAUGAUAAACUGGCCUCACAUAUGAUAAACUGGCCUCACAUAUGAUAAACUGGCCUCACAUAUGAUAAACUGGCCUCACAUAUGAUAAACUUUCCUCACUGGCCUCACAUAAUGUAUGUAAACUUUCCUCACUGGCCUCACAUAUGAUAAACUGGCCUCACAUAUGAUAAACUUUCCUCACUGGCCUCACAUAAUGUAUGUAAACUUUCCUCACUGACCUCACAUAUGAUAAACUUUCCUCACUGACCUCACAUAUGGUAAACCUUCCUCACUGACCUCACAUAUGAUAAACUUUCCUCACUGACCUUACAUUUCGUAAACUUUUCUCACUGACCACACAUAUCGUAAACCUUCCUCACUGGCCUCACAAAUGGCAAACUUUCCUCACUGGCCUCGCAUGUCGUAAACUUUCCUUACUGGCCUCACACAUCGUAAACUUUUCUCACUGGCCCCACUUAUGGUAAACUUUUCUCACUGGCCCCACUUAUGGUAAACUUUUCUCACUGGCCCCACAUAUGGUAAACUUUCCUCACGGGUGGUACCCGUAUACCCGCAGCUUUUUUGCACUCUGCAUUUGUGCACCAUAGUGGAUCGUAGCUCUCCAUGAAAAUGCCGAAUGAACUCGGAUUGAUACAGUAUUAAAUAAAACACAGCACUCUCGUAACUUUGUUUUCAGGAAUCCUCUACGUUUAACGAAUCAAGGCAGAGUGUUCAUGUAGAGAUAAAGGAAAAUGAACCAUUUAACGACAAAGAUGAAAAUAAUACGCUUGAGGUACAAAGUACUUGAAAAUAUAUAUCUGGUGAAUCCAUGUGUCUGUUUUAAUAAAUGUAACAUCUUGCACGUAUAUUUUAAAAUCGUUGAUGUGUUUGCUAUUCACAGAUAGCCAUGGCGUAACUGUAUUAAAACAUUUAAUGGUUGUAACCGUAAUGAGUUGUAUGAUGUAUUCUCCAACAAUAACCUACACUUUUCUUGUAUGAGCCAGAUACUUGUGUUCGAUUAGAGCGAGGGUGUGUAGGUUUACUAAGGGUGUCAGGUGACUCGAAGAACAUUUGAAGGGCAGUUCUAUAGAUUUUCUUUGUCUUGUGAUCCAUGAACUGAUUUUUAUACAUUACACCAUAAAUCAUUUUUUUCUGUGUUGUUGACCGCGUAGCUCAGUUGGCAGAGCAUUGGGCUAGUAUUCCAAAGGUCGUAAGUUCGAUUCCCGCCGUGGCCGGGCAUAUUUUUCAAGCUCGUCCGGUGUGGAUAUACACUCAGAGUAACAUCACAAACACCAUAAAUCAUUGUAAUUUCUCGUAUUUCUUAUUAGAGAAAGCCAAGUCCUACUGUUGAGACCCAAUCUCAGGGAUCUGCUGUGGAG
Molecule: messenger RNA, 9865 nt
Organism: Paramuricea clavata
Lineage: Eukaryota; Metazoa; Cnidaria; Anthozoa; Malacalcyonacea; Plexauridae
Source: the annotation of a GenBank genome assembly